CACACCCAAAAGGAUGGAGGACCAUGCAGAAGGAAGCGGUGUAGAGGAGUCUACAAAAGACUAUGUGAACAUCGAGUCCCAGGCACACUCAGCCGAAAACAGUGGUGCCACAUGUGAUGCAGAAAACCAUGACGUAAAAAGUGAAGGUGUGGUUUCGCUGACCUCGGAGGUUGUGUCCUGCAGCACUCACAGCGUGGAUAAGGAACGGGGGAGCCAGAUCCUAGGAGCAUCUGAGAACCUUCCCUCUGCCCCACUUAAUUCCACAGUUCACCAGAAGGAGGCUGAGGUACAAGUGACAGCAGCAACCAGUCCACACUCUGGCUUAUUGCUAGACUUGAAGACAUCUCUAGAAGAUGUGCAGGAUAACGACCUUGUUAAAUCUGAUGGACCUUUUGAAACAGAGAGCUUUGAGAGCACUAGCUUGGAUGCAGAGCUUCAAAAAACUGAUAUCAGUAAUCAGCCCCCAGGCACACUCCUACCCGAACUAAGCAAGCUUGGCUUUCCUGCCUCUCUCCAGAGAGAUCUAACCCGGCACAUUAGUUUGAAAACCAAAACAGGAACACAUCUCCCAGAGCCAAACCUCAAUAGUGCUCGACGAAUUCGCAAUGUUAGUGGCCAUAGAAAGAAUGAAACAGAAAAGGAAUCUGGGCUUAAGCCAACCCUACGACAGAUUCUAAAUGCAUCAAGGAGAAAUGUCAACUGGGAACAGGUCAUUCAACAAGUAACCAAGAAAAAGCAAGAGCUGGGCAAAGGCUUACCCAGGUUUGGCAUAGAAAUGGUACCUUUGGUUCAAAAUGAACAGGAAGUCUUGGAUUUAGAUGAAGAGCCUGAUCUGUCCAGUCUAGAAGGAUUCCAGUGGGAAAGUGUUUCCAUUCCCUCAUCCUCUGGCUUGGCAAGAAAGCGAAGUCUUUCUGAAAGCAGUGUGGUCAUGGACAGGGCUCCUGUGUAUAGCUUCUUUACUGGGGAAGGUACUGGCAAAGAAAAUGAAGCCCAGCAGAGUCCUUCACCUCAUACUGCAUUGAGUGCUGCCCAGAGUCAGAAGACAGCUAUGUAUCUUGAACAGGAAGUGGCACCUCUGACUCCCCCUUUCAGAACAGGUGAAAGAGUUGGAAACAUUCCUACCCAGCGGCGACAUAGUGCACAGUUACCAUCUGAUCACAUAAUGCCUUUCAUGCAUUCAGCCAGAGACCUGCACAGCCAGGAGAGGUCUACCCCACUAUCAGAGCGCCACACUCAGGAGAGCACUGGAGAAGGAAACUCACUCUCAUCAAAUGCAUCGUCAGGCCAUACAGUCUCCAGCUUAGCAGAUGCAGCCACUGACAGUAGCUGUACCUCUGGUGCUGAGCAGAACGAUGGUCACAGUAUUAGGAAGAAGCGAAGAGCCACCGGGGAUGGAUCUUCCCCUGAACUACCAAGUCUUGAGAGAAAAAAUAAAAGAAGGAAAAUUAAAGGAAAAAAAGAACGUUCUCAGGUUGACCAGCUAUUGAGUAUUUCCUUAAGAGAGGAAGAACUGAGCAAGUCUCUGCAGUGCAUGGACAACAAGCUCCUGCAGGCACGGGCAGCACUGCAGACAGCUUACGUCGAAGUUCAGAGGCUGCUCAUGCUCAAGCAGCAGAUAACUGUGGAGAUGAGUGCAUUGAGGACUCACAGAAUACAGAUUCUACAAGGAUUGCAAGAAACAUAUGAACCUUCUGAGCACCCAGACCAGGCUCCCUGUGGCCUCAUAGCACGAGAACAAAGGAACAGCCGAUUUCAGACAUCUGUUGAGACAGCUCUGCUGCCUGCACCCUUUUUCCCUGGGUUUCUGGAUCCACCUCCUUCCCAUGCAUCUCUACCAUCCUCUGGAACCCCUCUCCAAAUAACCACUUGUACUUUCCAAGCCCAUGGUACUGCCCCCGAUUCAUCGGUUCAGAUUAAACAAGAGCCCAUGUCUCCUGAACAAGAGGGGAAUAUGAACACUGUGCCGCAAGGCUGUGCUUCCAAUGUGUCCAAGGAAUUACUGCAAACUAAUAGAGUGGUCGGUGACGGCUCUCUAGUUUACCCAGCCAUCCCUGCAGUGAUAACAUCAGAGUUAAUAGAAAAUUGCCAGGAGGUUAACCAAGAUCUGAAUUUUUCUGUGGAGCAAGGAAAUUCCAGAAGCAAAGAAAAUUCUCCCUCUUGCCAGUCUCCUGAUCCUCCUGGCAUAAACAGAGGUGAAGAGUCAGCCAAAGGCAGCAGUGGAUCUGAGGCCUGCAGCAGUUCUUUUCUGAGAUUGUCUUUCACUCCCGAAACUCCUGCAGAGAAGGGGACUCCAUCUCCAGCUGAGCAGCAGGCAGAGUCCACACUGGCAUCAGCUGAAGCUAGAGGUAGUAAGAAGAAGAAGAAACUUCGGAAGAAGAAGACGCUUCGGGCCACCCAUGUUCCCGAGAACAGUGACACUGAACAGGAUGUGUUCACUGCUAAGCCUGCAAGAAAGGUCAAAACUGGAAAGGCAGCCAAAGGGGGGAAAGUGACAACCUCCACCUGGGGAGACAGCCAAACUGGUCGGGAGCAAGAAACCACCAGAGAUGAGCCAGACAGCGAGUCCUCCCUCGAAGUCCUGGAAGUCACAAAUCCUCACUUAGAGGUAGUUGCCAUUGAUACUUCUGAAUCAGGAGAAGAGAAACCAGACAGCCCAUCGAAAAAAGAUGCCUGGAUCGCUGCCGAACUGAACCCAAUAGAAAUUUCUCGUUCUGGUUGUGAUGAGGUUAGCUCUACCAGUGAGCUUGGCACCCGCUACAAGGAUGGCGUUCCUGUAAGUGUGGCGGAAACCCAGACGGUGAUCUCCUCCAUCAAAGCAUCUAAGAACUCUUCAGAAAUAUCUUCAGAGCCAGGAGAUGAUGAUGAGCCUACAGAAGGAAGCUUCGAAAGACACCAGGCUGCAGUGAAUGCAAUUCAGAUAUUUGGAAACUUCCUAUAUACUUGCUCAGCAGACACAACUGUCCGGGUUUAUAAUCUGGUGAGUCGAAAGUGUGUUGGUGUCUUUGAGGGACACAUUUCUAAAGUGAAUUGCCUCCUUGUCACUCACACCUCUGGGAAGAGUUCUGCCCUCUACACGGGUUCCAGCGACCAUACCAUCCGCUGCUAUAAUGUUAAGACUCGAGAAUGCAUGGAACAGUUACAACUGGAAGACCGUGUCCUCUGCCUUCACAAUCGAUGGCGAACCCUCUAUGCUGGGCUAGCAAAUGGCACUGUGGUCACAUUCAACAUAAAGAACAACAAGCAACAGGAGAUCUUUGAAUGCCAUGGCCCUCGGGCAGUCAGCUGCCUUGCCACAGCUCAGGAAGGUGCCCGAAAACUGCUGGUUGUAGGAUCUUACGACUGCACCAUUAGUGUUCGUGAUGCACGGAACGGACUGCUGCUCAGAACCCUGGAGGGCCACAGCAAGACUGUCUUGUGCAUGAAGGUGGUGAACGACCUUGUGUUCAGUGGCUCCAGUGACCAGUCGGUGCAUGCUCACAACAUUCAUACUGGUGAGCUUGUGCGCAUCUAUAAAGGCCACAACCAUGCAGUGACUGUGGUGAAUAUUCUGGGGAAAGUGAUGGUGACUGCUUGCCUGGAUAAGUUUGUUCGAGUCUAUGAAUUACAGUCCCAUGAUCGACUGCAAGUUUAUGGAGGACACAAAGACAUGAUUAUGUGUAUGACCAUCCAUAAAAGUGUGAUUUACACUGGCUGUUAUGAUGGCAGCAUCCAGGCUGUGAGGCUGAAUCUGAUGCAGAAUUACCGCUGUUGGGUAAGGGUGGGGCUGUUGUCACCAGCCCUGAGGGUCGCUCUGUCUGGGCUGGACUGUAGAUCUUCUUGAUCAGCAAUGUAGCGUUUGCAUUUCUUACACCUUUUCUUUUACUUUAUGGCACACAGGCUUCAUGUUGGAAGAAUACACAGAAUGCUUUCUGGCUUCUUUAUUGAAAAAUCUUCCUUAGAUAUGAGAUACAUAAGUUGUGCCUUCUCACUUUGUCCCCUAGUUGCUUUGUUUUGAGGACUUGGGGGAGUUGUUUUGUCUUCUUCGCUGUCCUAAGGGUUAAACUUCACAGGUGAUUGGCAACUCCUUUACCACUGAAGUCUCUCCUAGGUGGUUUCGGUUUUGUUAAAUCAGUACAGGAAGUAAGUGGGCCUUAUUUUUGUAUCCUUUCCCAUCUGCACAGCCCUCCUCUGGUAUUACAAGUACUUAAGGCUUGACUUACAUCCUUUCUGAAAAACUUGCAAUUUUAAAUGUGUGGUCUUGUCUUACUCUACCAGGCUAAUUGUGUGUGUGUGUGUGUGUGUGUGUGUGUGUGUGUGUGUGUGUGUGUGUGUGUAUUUAAAUAAUAGAAGCUAAUAAUUAGCUUAUAAAACUUUAGCUCUAUCUGUGCAGGCCUUGUUUUUAGUUGGUUCUAGUACCAGGAGUGACCAGUGAGACAUUAAGCUCUAGGUUUCUUUUCCCUCCAUUUAGCUCUGAGUUUCUUUUCCCCCCAAACCCUGACCCCCUUAGCAGAAUUAAUGGACUGUUGAAUAUUUUUUCAAGUUUGAUUCUAGGCUUGUCUGUAGGCGCAUUACGUUUCAGCCUUGAUAUAUAUCAAUCACGGCUUUGCUUGUAAACUUCUCAGGGAAAGUACCUACAAUACAAAGGUAGCUGGAGUAAUCUGACUAGGAAACUCAGAUGUUUAUGACUGCUCAGUAAUGAGCGUCCCCCAGGGAAGAGCUCUGUGAGGCUCUGUAGGCAGUUAGUAAUCACUAGGAGGAGCAGAGCGCACAAGAGGGGGAGGAGCUAUCUGUGAUCCAGAUCCAUUGUAUACGUUUGUUGAGACUUUCGUGGCUCAGUGGUGAAGUGACCCGCCUGGUGUGUGGGAAGCCCUAGGUUCAGUUCCCAGUGUCAGAACAGCAUAGUAAAACCCAUUAUGCAUAUUUAAUACAUGUUAAUUAAAAGCAUAAUGAACAUCCUGGGAUUAGAAAUCUUAACAGUCAUUACAAGACUGCAGGUUUAAAAACAAGAACAGAGUCUUCAUGUUUUAUGAAAGUUAUGUGAAAUUAAGAUACACACUCUUUAUAUAAAGUUGCAUUUUGUUUUAAGCGGGUAGGUAAGAGAUACCAGUUGGGAAGUUUAAAGUCAGACUUUAUUAGGUAUUUGCCUUGAGGCAGGUCUGAUGUAGCCCAGACUGGCUGGCUUCCCGUCACUAUGUAGCCAAAGCUGGUCUUGAACUGGUGAUCCUCCUGCUUCUCCCUCCCAAAUGCUGGGAUUUCAGAUGUGUACCACUAAUCAUAGCUUCGAUCAUUUUGUAGUUUAUUUUCAUGAUUCUUAGAAUUGUUAAAUAUAUUCUUUUCAGGGUUAAAGGAAAGCUGCUGGCUUUUUGUAAAAAAUGGAUUACAAAAUAAAUGCAACAAAUUUUAUUUUAUGA
This is a messenger RNA of Mastomys coucha (southern multimammate mouse), 5390 nucleotides long. RefSeq names its product zinc finger protein 106 (gene Znf106). The coding region runs from base 14 to 3820 and encodes 1268 amino acids. The transcript has 16 exons. Gene Ontology annotation, cellular component: membrane; cytosol. Lineage: Eukaryota; Metazoa; Chordata; Mammalia; Rodentia; Muridae. The record is from RefSeq and is a predicted model, not a curated record. Gene Ontology annotation, molecular function: RNA binding; SH3 domain binding.